Colletotrichum siamense is the source of this 483-nucleotide messenger RNA. Its product is annotated as UPF0587 protein. The transcript has 3 exons. The record is from RefSeq and is a predicted model, not a curated record. Gene Ontology annotation, molecular function: zinc ion binding. NCBI's taxonomy places the organism in Eukaryota, Fungi, Ascomycota, Sordariomycetes, Glomerellales, Glomerellaceae. Bases 1 to 483 code for a protein of 160 amino acids.
AUGUUCGCCCUUUAUCUUACUGCAGAGCUGGAGGGGGUCACGAACCUUCGCCCCGAUGACAGCGAGGGUAACCCCUUCUGGUACACUUUCAAAGUCCAGUGUACUUCGUGCCGCGAAGUCCACGACAAGACCGUCGGUGUCAACCGAUUUGAGAACAACGAGAUGAGCGGCAGCAGGGGCGAGGCCAACUUUGUGUGGAAGUGCAAGAACUGCAAGCGCGAGUCUUCGGCCUCUAUCAAGGCCGCCCCCGCCGCCUAUGAGCAGGGAGAGCCCGCAAAGCAGCAAAAGGUCAUUGAGUUCGACUGCCGUGGCCUUGAGUUUGUCGACUUCAUUCCCGAGGGAGAGUGGCUCGCAGAGGGCGCGGAUUCGGGCACCAAGUUCACGGCCAUCGAGCUCACCGACGGAGAGUGGUUCGAUUACGACGAAAAGGCUGGCGAGGAGGUCAGCAUCAAGGAGCUGAAGUGGGAGAUCAAGCGUGCUUAA